Messenger RNA from Sardina pilchardus (European sardine), 4206 nucleotides. Its product is annotated as SH3 domain-binding protein 4-like. Gene Ontology annotation, cellular component: cytoplasm. Bases 187 to 3063 code for a protein of 958 amino acids. The transcript has 5 exons. Gene Ontology annotation, molecular function: protein binding. NCBI's taxonomy places the organism in Eukaryota, Metazoa, Chordata, Actinopteri, Clupeiformes, Clupeidae. The record is from RefSeq and is a predicted model, not a curated record.
UGGCAACUGGCGGAGCAUCAUAAAGUAUCGCGGGGUGGUAAAAGGAUAGAAGACCGAAGCCUGAACAUGUGUAGCCAAUGUCCAAUGUUACUUUUUUCUAACUAGACAACACGGCCGGCUGUUAACACUUGACAUGUGCCGCUGGCAAUAAGAAAGACCUGUCUGGGACUAACAAAAGAACUGAACAUGGCCGCCCACAGAAUCAAAACCACCAACAACAUAGCCCUACCCCGCUGCAAGUCAGAGGGCACUCUCAUAGACCUCAGUGAAGGAGUGACCGAGGCCACUCUAACAGAUGUCAAAGUGCUUUCUCCAAGUGCGUUGAGACUUGAUACAACUGCAUCAUUGGGUACUGCCAGGGAAGUUGUUGCCAUUAAGGACUACUGCCCAUCCAGCUUCACCACCUUAAAGUUUUCAAAGGGAGAGCGCCUGUUUGUGCUGGAUACAUCAGGGGGAGAGUGGUGGUAUGCCCAUAACAACACAGAGAUGGGCUACAUCCCAGCAGCGUAUGUUCAGCCUGUAAAUUAUCGGGACUCCUCGUUCAGUGACAGUGGGAUGAUCGACAGCGUAGGCGACUGCAGUGAAGAUGGGGCCAAGGAGCUGGAUCUCCUUGGAGAGUGGACAGGAGUGGUCCUGAAGCCUGUAGAACUUCAAAACGGAAACCCCUUUGCUGCCAGGACCUCAACUAACCCUUUCCUUAAUGGAAAUGCCCAAGAGUAUGUGGAUCAGAACAGCAACAGGAGCUCGGUUGACUUGCUGCUCUUUGACACCCUCACUCCUUCAGUCGCCAAUUCCACCAGCAGUAACAUCAACGUCAGUGGUUUUGAUCGCUCCAUGUUUGACACAACCGCCAGCACAGACAUGGCGUUUGAUAAAGACAACCCAUUUUUCAGGAGCAAACGCUCAUACAGUUUGUCAGAGCUGUCCACCUUGAGGGCCCAACGAGAUGCCCCUCAGGGGUACACAGGGUUCUUCGGUGGUUUAAAAGCUCCGGCACCAGAGCAGUUUCAAAGCAGGGAGGACUUCCGGACAGCUUGGCUGAACCACAGGAAACUCGCGAGGUCAUGCCAUGAUUUGGACUCUUUGGGGCAGAGCCCAGGAUGGGGACAAACACAGCCCAUAGAGACAAAUAUUGUUUGCAAGCUUGAUAGUUCAGGAGGGGCUGUUCAACUGCCAGACACCAGCAUCAGUAUCCAUGUCCCAGAGGGUCAUGUUGCCGUGGGAGACACUCAGCAAAUCUCCAUGAAGGCUCUCCUUGACCCACCACUCGAGCUAAACACUGACCGAUGCACCACGGUGAGCCCAGUGGUUGAGGUCAAGUUGAGUAACAUGGAAACAAAGACGGCAAUCACAUUGGAAAUGAAGGUGUCUGUCGUGGUGAAGAUGGACAGUAGACAAAUAGCCAAAGUGAUUUGCGUCCGGAGUGAUUGCAAAGAGGGUCCUUACGCUCCUGUGCCUGAGGUGUACAUGUAUGGCGACACCGUCCAGGUACGCCUUGAUAACCUUGAGCCCUGCAUGUACGUGUCGGUUGUAGCACAAGCCCAGUCGGUUGCUCCAUACACCUCAGUGUGGGAGCAUGUAGUAAAGAAGGUAACCCUUGGCGUAUACGGGCCCAAGCACAUCCAUCCAUCCUUCAAGACAGUGGUUGGCAUCUUUGGCCACGACUGUGCCCCCAAAUCCUUGAUGGUCAGUGAAGUUGGCAAACAAGCACAGUCGACGUCACCGGUUGCUCUCCAGCUGUGGGGGAAGCACCAGUUUGUGUUAGCGAAGCCGCAAGACCUGCAGGUGGGCGUGUACUCCAACAUGGCCAACUAUGAGGUCAAGGCCUUGGGGCAGGAGAGAACUGUGAGAGGCUUCCAGGUCAAGCUUGGAAAAGUGAGUCGGCUGAUCUACAUGAUUGCCACACGGACGGCAGGAGAUAUAUCAGACUUUACCCUGAGGGUCCAGGUCAAAGACUGCCAGGACUGUAUCCUCGCACAGUUUUGUGUUCAGACUCCCCAGCCGCCACCCAAAAUGGGGCCAAAAACCUCAGUCCAGAGGCGUUUCUUGAAGAAAAAGGAGGCGAACAAAAUCGUGCUGUCACCACUUGCCGUCACCACAAAAUACCCCGUGUUUCACGAGCGAAGGGUCACAAACAUAAAAUUUGGCAAAUUAAUCAAGACAGUGAUCCGACAGACCAAGAACCCCUAUCUGUUGGAGUACAGGAACGGAGACGUAGUAGCUCUUCUGAGCGAAGAGCGAAUUAAACUCAAAGGACAGUUUUGGACCAAGGAGUGGUUUGUCGGUUACUGUCACGGAAAGACAGGCCUGGUUCAUACCAAAAACGUGCUUGUGGUGGGGAAGGUGAAGCCAAUUUACUUCAGCGGGCCCGACCUGACAACCACCAUUCUCCUGGAACAGAGCCUGAAGACCUGCAAGUUCCUCACUUACAUCUAUGCCUCAGUAAGGACAAUAUUGAUGGAGAACGUAGGCAGCUGGAGGGCAUUCGCUGACGCCUUGGGGUACGUGAACCUGCCACUGACACAUUUCUGUCGGACCGAGCCAGACAGUGAGCCUGAGAAGGUGGCUUCUGUGCUGGAGAGACUGAAGGAGGACUGCAACAACUCUGAGGGAAAGGACAGGAAGUCCUUCCAGAAAGAGCUCAUGACUGCUCUCCUGAGGAUGGACUGUCAGGGCCUGGUGGCACGUCUGGUCAUGGACUUCGUGCUGCUGACCACAGCCGUGGAGAUCGCCGGCCGCUGGAGAGAGCUGGCCGACAAACUGACCAAAAUGUCCCGGCUGCAGAUGGACGCCUACGAGGCGCCGCAUCGGGACAGGAACGGAGUGGUGGACAGCGAGGCCAUGUGGAAGCCUGCCUACGACUUCCUGCUGACGUGGGCGGCCCAGAUCGGGGACAGCUACCGCGACGUGCUCCAGGAGCUCCACCUGGGCCUGGACAGGAUGAAGAACCCCAUCACCCGCCGCUGGAAGCACCUGACCGGCACGCUCAUCCUCGUCCACUGCCUGGACCUGCUGCGGAGCUCAGCCUUCUCCUCGCCGCACCAGGACGACUGUGCUAUUUGAGCGACCUCCUCCCCCACGCCCCCCCACCCCCCAGGCCUGACACCCGGCCCCUUCCUCGCUACUCACUGCACUUUCACAGACCUCAUCCCCCACCCCACCCCCCCCCCUGCUUUAGACUGGCCCCAUCUCUGCAUUUACUGUAGAUUAUACUCAGCUUAUACUCCACAUUUUAUACCCAAUGCUCAAUCCUUCUCAGAGCUCCACAAUGACGACAAGUACUCUUCAUGUUCAGAAAAUCGUGCAUGUGCGUGCAACCUAUUCUUCUUCGUUCGUCUUUGAAGAAGGGGUUUGUCCACUUGUCUUGUCCACUAACUUUCAAAACAGCUGGUCUUGGUUUUUCAAAGACCCCUGUAACUGCUGCAGAGAAGUCUGUCCAACUAGCCAUGGUGUAGGCAAAGAGGAAUUCAGACUAUUGAGUAUGCACGAUCACUUGUUAUCACUGAUCUGAUAUAGAGAUUGUACAGAAGUGUUUAACGGAGCUCUUUGUCCUGACUGCUAGGCUAGCAUUCAUGGCAAAAGUCUCCUUUUCAAAGUAUGAAAGACUUCUUCUUGCAAAAGGCUGUUACCAAAUCUGCAGUAUUCAGAUAUUUGUAUUGUUUCUUUCUGACACAGGAUAUAUAUUUUUUGAAUAUAGCACAAAAUACUUUUUGAACCACUUUGACACUUUUUUGAUGUUAACUAAAUACACUGUAAGAGAGAAUAAUACUAAAAAAACAUGAUAUUAUCAUUUAUACAUCAAAUAUUUAUCAAGUAUAUAUGGCAGCCAAAUAUAUAUUGUGUUUUAUGUAUGUAAAAGUUUACGGUUUAUGUGUUUCAAGUUAAUCUGUUACAGAGAACCUCUCCCUUUCCUUCCUUCCACCAAAACCCAAUUAAUUUAGGUAAACUGUUUUCUUCCUUGACAGUUUUGUACAUUUGUAUCAAACAUUGAUGAUCAAGAUGUUUUUUAAAGAUGAAAUGCUUUAAAUGUGUAUGUCAAAACACUGUAAUUUUAAAGGCCAAGGAUGUCUGGAAAAAAACAUGUUUAUGCAUUUCAUUGUGCUGGAUUCAGUGCUGUGUACUGUAAGCUUAUUUAGGACGUUCAUUUGUUGCAUGUUUAUUGGACUACAGUACAUACCAUCAUUUGGAAUAAAAUAUUAGCCUUUA